CACUCAUGCCUUUGUGCUUCAUUAGACAUUGAGCAGUCAGCAGCCCAAACAGCAGCUCCAGGCUGGAUCUAGGCUGGGGAUGUGAACAGGGAGCCGGUGGGCCAGGCCACGGUGUUAAGGAUGCUGUAAAGCCAGCUGGGGACCGAUCUGGACAAUCCCUGAGCUUCCCAUGCCUUUAAGUCCUCCAAGAGCCUGAGCAUGAACUCUCCUUCAGAAUCAAGAGUCCCUUCAAGCUUAACUCAGGAUCCCAGCUUUACCGCCAGCCCUGCCCUCCUACAAGGCAUUUGGAACAGCACUCAGAACAUCUCCGUCAGAGUCCAGCUUCUAUCCGUUAGCCCCACGACACCUGGGCUUCAGGCUGCUGCCUGGGUCCCCUUCCCCACAGUCGACGUCCCAGAUCAUGCUCACUAUACCCUAGGCACGGUGAUCCUGCUGGUGGGACUCACAGGGAUGCUGGGUAACCUGACAGUCAUCUACACCUUCUGCAGGAAUAGAGGCCUGCGGACACCGGCAAACAUGCUCAUCAUCAACCUGGCAGUCAGCGACUUCCUUAUGUCGUUCACUCAGGCCCCGGUCUUCUUUGCCAGCAGCCUCUACAAGAAGUGGCUCUUCGGGGAGACAGGUUGCAAGUUCUAUGCCUUCUGUGGGGCUGUCUUUGGCAUCGUUUCCAUGAUCACCCUGACAGCCAUAGCCAUGGACCGCUAUCUGGUGAUCACACGUCCACUGGCCACCAUCGGCAUGAGAUCCAAGAGACGGACGGCACUAGUCCUGCUAGGUGUCUGGCUCUAUGCCCUGGCCUGGAGUCUGCCGCCUUUCUUUGGCUGGAGCGCCUACGUGCCCGAGGGGCUGCUGACAUCCUGCUCCUGGGACUACGUGACCUUCACGCCCCUCGUGCGCGCCUACACCAUGCUGCUCUUCUGCUUUGUCUUCUUCCUCCCUCUGCUCAUUAUCAUCUUCUGCUACAUCUUCAUCUUCAGGGCCAUUCGAGAGACAGGCCGGGCCUGUGAGGGCUGUGGUGAGUCCCCUCUGCGGCGGCGGCAGUGGCAGCGGCUACAGAGUGAAUGGAAGAUGGCCAAGGUCGCACUGAUCGUCAUUCUCCUCUUUGUGCUGUCCUGGGCUCCCUACUCCACUGUGGCCCUGGUGGGCUUUGCUGGGUACUCGCACAUCCUGACGCCCUACAUGAGCUCGGUGCCAGCCGUCAUUGCCAAGGCCUCGGCCAUCCACAAUCCUAUCAUCUAUGCCAUCACUCACCCCAAGUACAGGGCGGCCAUUGCUCAGCACUUGCCUUGCCUUGGGGUGCUUCUUGGAGUAUCAGGCCAGCGCAGCCACCCCUCCCUCAGCUACCGCUCUACCCAUCGCUCCACACUGAGCAGCCAGUCCUCAGACCUCAGCUGGAUCUCUGGGCAGAAGCGCCAAGAGUCCCUGGGUUCUGAGAGUGAAGUGGGCUGGACAGACACAGAAACAACAGCUGCGUGGGGAGCUGCCCAGCAAGCAAGUGGACAAUCCUUCUGCAGUCAUGACCUGGAAGAUGGAGAAGUCAAGGCUCCUUCCAGCCCCCAGGAACAGAAAUCCAAGACUCCCAAGACCAAGAGACACCUCCCCAGUCUGGACCGAAGGAUGUAGGAUGCCCAGUCCCGUCCCCUCCCUAUCACAUGCACAGACCCGGGAUUAUCUCACAAGCCUGGAAGCUUUGAAGGUGUUCCUGUCACUCGUGCUACACUGGACACACUCUCCAGCUCCUUUCCACACCAUGAAGCACCGUCGCCGCUUCUCAGCUCGGCAGCCACACCUGGGCUCCGCCUGAAGCAUGAACCCAGGUUUUCCUUUCCAGCUUCGCUUCCAGCAGCUGUCGCCUCUCCUCAGACGCUGUAUGCCGCGAUUGUCCAGGCAAGGACAAUGGCGAUGGCGCUGGGGAACACGUCAUUUAUUUAUGAGCCAAGCAUCUUAGCCAGCCUUUGCAACCAGGCCGGACAUCUCAUUGGUUCAGAAAGUUCUUUCCUGCGUCUCCUGCUGCCAGUGCUCAAAAGCUGAAGACAGACUCUGCUUUGUGCACCAGGAAUACUUUGGCUCUAGCUCCCCCAUAGCAUUCACGGUGUGGCCCACACUCAUAUGUUCGCGGGCACCGGCAGGCACAUAGGUACCUAUUUGCAUGCACAGCCAGCACAUGUGUGCGCACCCUGCACGUACUGUUUCGUGUCAGUGGUCUAAGUUCCUUCCAGAUGUGGAUCUGACAAGGCACGGGAAAAUAAAAAAAAAAA
Molecule: messenger RNA, 2258 nt
Organism: Rattus norvegicus (Norway rat)
Lineage: Eukaryota; Metazoa; Chordata; Mammalia; Rodentia; Muridae
Gene: Opn4
Product: opsin 4
Biological process (GO): G protein-coupled receptor signaling pathway; phototransduction; visual perception
Cellular component (GO): dendrite; axon; perikaryon
Molecular function (GO): G protein-coupled photoreceptor activity; G protein-coupled receptor activity
Source: RefSeq, marked provisional